Messenger RNA from Penicillium digitatum Pd1, 627 nucleotides. The record is from RefSeq and is a predicted model, not a curated record. Lineage: Eukaryota; Fungi; Ascomycota; Eurotiomycetes; Eurotiales; Aspergillaceae.
AUGUACCUGCGGCGUCGAUAUGGUGCCUGGGCAAGGAGUAUGCCCCCCCGCAACCAUUCAGUGACCCGGCCAGUGAGUCCUGCCGAAGUGAAUAUGCAACCUAAUGUCCCAUCUUUAACCACCUACACAGCCAACAACCCGCACAGCUCCUCAGGACAGCCCGAUGCAAGCACACUGAACGACACAGCAUGGCCAAAUGCCUUUGUUUCUGAUUUUGAAUCGAGGAUCUGGAUCACAUAUCGAUCAAACUUCACACCGAUCCCACGAACAAAGUCACCAGAAGCAAUAUCCUCCUUGACACUAGGAGUGCGUCUGAGAAGUCAGCUGAUGGACCCCCAGGGCUUUACAUCAGAUACCGGAUGGGGCUGCAUGAUCAGAUCUGGACAAAGCCUUUUAGCAAAUGCUUUCUCAGUUCUACUACUAGGGCGAGACUGGCGCCGGGGGGAGAAAGAGGAGGAGGAGUCAAAGCUAAUAUCGAUGUUCGCUGAUCACCCCGAGGCUCCCUUCUCUAUACAUAAAUUCGUCAAUCGCGGUGCAGAAUCAUGCGGAAAAUACCCGGGUGAAUGGUUUGGGCCGUCGGCAACUGCUAAGUGUAUUCAGUCCGUGUUGCCAAAACCCGAGCAAUAG